UAGGCCUACUCACUCGGAUAUUGAAUUCCUCAUUGGAACAGCAGUGUGUCCCUACCCUGUGGAAAUUAGCCAACCUUGCAACGAUUCCAAAAGAACUGCCUUUGUCUAGUUGUGAUCAGUUAUUAAGACCUAUCAGUAUCUCAUUGACAAAUAUAAUAAUGACACUUUUCGAAAAACUUCUUUUUAAACAAGAAAUAAGUAUGCAGUCGAAUUUUAUUAUUGGAAAGGAUCAAUUCGCAUAUAAGACAGGCUCAAACACUACAACUGCCCUCAUUAAAUGUCAACACCAGUGGCUUAAAUGGUUGGACGAUGAAGAAGUUGAUUCUGUAAGAGUAAUUUCCUUCGAUUUUAGCAAAGCUUUUGGUACUGUUCCCCACGAUAUUGCCGGCUGUGCGAAAAGCUAA
Molecule: messenger RNA, 404 nt
Organism: Paramuricea clavata
Lineage: Eukaryota; Metazoa; Cnidaria; Anthozoa; Malacalcyonacea; Plexauridae
Source: the annotation of a GenBank genome assembly